Molecule: messenger RNA, 962 nt
Organism: Cuscuta campestris
Lineage: Eukaryota; Viridiplantae; Streptophyta; Magnoliopsida; Solanales; Convolvulaceae
Source: the annotation of a GenBank genome assembly
ACUCCUUAAUUUACAAAUAAUAUAGUGAUGUUCAUUUCCAAAUAAUAAAGUAUCACAAAGCCAAGCCUCCUCUUCUCCCUCUUCAAUCGCCAUGCUCCCUGUCUCCCGCUGCUGUCUCUCAAAUCGAUUGCCGGUCUCAGUUUCUGUGUUCCUUCCUUCGAUCUAAUUACCGGUUGUACCGGAAAUACGGUACAACCGGCGGUAAGGUAAAAUUUGCGGCGGCAAGGCGAUUCAACAGCCGGAAUGUACUCUCCCAUCUGGAAAUAGUCGCAAGCAGAAGCUCAGAACCAAGAUAGAGUAGCUUAGUUCAAUCAGCUAUAUGCAAGGUACUGAUGGCAGAAGAGGAAGCAUUCGAGGAAGUGCCCAUGAGCAAUGCUCUUAGCAAGAAGUUGAGAAACAAGCUUCAGAGCAUCAAUGAAGAGGAUGUCAGCUCUCCAAUUGAAGCUAAGGAAAUGUUUAGACGACGCGUUAAUCGAGUACUAAUGGCUUUCGAUGUGAAUAAACGACUAGAUAUUAGCAAUGAGGGGCAUUACAUUGCCAAGGUUGUCAGAAAAAGGGUCAGAAUGCAAGCUCUAGAGAACCAAGAAGCAGAAGCCGAAGCACUUAGGGCUCAGCUAGAAAAGCGUCAGGCUGAGCUACAAGAAAAGGCUAGAAAUGAAUUUAGUGCUCCUCCACAGAACCAAGAAGCAGAAGCAGAAGCAGAAACACUUAGGGCUCAGCUAGAAAAGCGACAGGCUGAGCUACAAGAAAAGGCUGGAAAUUAAUUUAGGGCUCCUCCACAGAACCAAGAAGCAGAAGUAGAAGUAGUAGCACUUAGGGCUCAGCUAGCAACGCAUCAGGCUGAGCUACAAGAAAAGGCUACAAAUGAAUUUAGUGCUGCUGCACAGAACCAUGAAACUGAAGCACUUAGGGCUGAGCUAGCAAAGGGUCAGGCCGAGGAGCAAGAAAAUGCUACAAAUGAA